Drosophila miranda is the source of this 1149-nucleotide messenger RNA. It is a transcript of the gene Or94b, whose product is annotated as odorant receptor 94b. The record is from RefSeq and is a predicted model, not a curated record. Gene Ontology annotation, cellular component: plasma membrane. NCBI's taxonomy places the organism in Eukaryota, Metazoa, Arthropoda, Insecta, Diptera, Drosophilidae. Gene Ontology annotation, biological process: detection of chemical stimulus involved in sensory perception of smell; sensory perception of smell. Gene Ontology annotation, molecular function: olfactory receptor activity; odorant binding.
AUGCAGUCCACGGAUCGUAUAGCUGCUGUUCGGUUUCUGAUUACGGUCCAGCGCUGGACGGGGCUCCUGAAAUGGCAGGAUGAGAAUAGUCAUGACCUCUGGACAUGGGUCAAGCGCAUCUAUCCGUUUGCCCUGCAUCUGCCGCUGACUUUCACCUACAUUGGCCUGAUGUGGCUGGAGGCACUCACCUCCACGGACUUCGAGCAGGCUGGCCAGGUGCUGUACAUGUCGGUGACGGAGCUGGCGCUUAUCACCAAGCUCAUCAACGUCUGUAGGCGAGAGCAGGUGGCAGGGUUCAUUCACGAACUGGCAGACGAUCCCGCCUACGAGUUGCGCAAUCCCGAGGAAAGGGAGUUCUGGCACCGCCAGCAGAUGCACUUCCAGCGCAUCUUCUACUUCUACAUCCGGGGCAGCCUGUUCGUGGCUGCGAUGGGCUUUUUCAGCGUGUUCUUUCAGGAGGAGUACGAGCUGCCCUUCGGCUACUACGUGCCGUUCGAGUGGCGCACCCCGGAGCGCUACUACUACGCCUGGGGCUACAACGUGACUGCCAUGACGCUGUGCUGUUUGUCCAACAUCCUGCUCGACACCAUGGGCUGCUACUUUAUGUUCCAGAUCGCCCUGCUCUAUCGGGUGAUGAACCUCCGCCUGCAGGCCCUGCACCGGACCCCGGAGAGGGAGUCCGCGCCCCGGCUGCGUGCCAUUUUCCGGCUGCACACACGAGUGCGCCGCCUGACGCGACAGUGCGAGGCACUGGUCUCCCCCUACGUCCUCUCGCAGGUGGUGUUUAGCGCCUUCAUCAUCUGCUUCAGUGCCUAUCGGCUGGUCCACAUGGGCUUCAGGGAGCGGCCGGGUCUCUUCCUCACGACCCUGCAGUUUGUGGCCGUGAUGAUUGUCCAGAUAUUCCUGCCCUGCUACUACGGCAACGAGCUGACCUUCCAUGCCAGCGCCCUCACCGACAGCGUGUUCCGCACCAAUUGGCUGGAGUACUCGGUGCCCACCCGCAAGCUGCUCAACUGCUACAUGGAGUUCCUGAAGCGACCCGUCAAGGUGCGAGCCGGAGUCUUCUUCGAAAUUGGCCUGCCCAUAUUUGUCAAGACAAUCAACAAUGCCUACAGUUUCUUUGCCCUGCUCUUGAAAGUAUCCAAGUAA